UCUCUUCUUUUCUGAAUCCUCGUGUCACAAUGAAAGCGAGUGGUCAGUUGAAACAGUACAAAGUUGUUGGGCGGCAUCUCCCAACACCAAAGCUGCCAAACCCACCGGUUUAUCGGAUGAACAUCUUUGCUCCUGAUGAGGUGACAGCUAAGUCUCGGUUCUGGUAUUUUAUGGCAAAGCUGAAGAAAGUCAAAAAAAGUAAUGGGGAGAUUGUUGAUAUCAGUGAGAGGUUUGACAAGACCCCCUUAAAGAUAAAGAACUUUGGCAUAUGGUUACGAUAUGACUCUCGAAGUGGCUCCCAUAACAUGUACCGUGAAUAUCGGGCCAUGACUGUCACAGAGGCUGUAACAUUGUGCUAUCGUGAUAUGGCUGCAAGGCAUCGUGCUCGUGCCACUGUAAUACAAAUUUUGAAAGUUGAAGUUAUCCCAGCAUCAAAGUGUCGUAGACCUCACAUGAAACAACUCUUUAACUCAAAGAUCCGUUUUCCCCUGCCUCAUCGGAUUGUGAAAUCUCAGUUCAAAUCGAAAUUUGUUGCUAAACGACCAAAUACAUUCUACUAAAUUGUGAAGUAGACAUGAAAUAAAAUGUUAUGAAAAACA
Dendronephthya gigantea is the source of this 599-nucleotide messenger RNA. Its product is annotated as 60S ribosomal protein L18a-like. Lineage: Eukaryota; Metazoa; Cnidaria; Anthozoa; Malacalcyonacea; Nephtheidae. Gene Ontology annotation, molecular function: structural constituent of ribosome. Gene Ontology annotation, cellular component: ribosome; cytosolic large ribosomal subunit. Bases 30 to 560 code for a protein of 176 amino acids. Gene Ontology annotation, biological process: translation. The transcript has 5 exons. The record is from RefSeq and is a predicted model, not a curated record.